Messenger RNA from Cavenderia fasciculata, 1326 nucleotides. RefSeq lists its product as uncharacterized. The transcript has 2 exons. Lineage: Eukaryota; Evosea; Eumycetozoa; Acytosteliales; Cavenderiaceae. The coding region runs from base 1 to 1326 and encodes 441 amino acids. The record is from RefSeq and is a predicted model, not a curated record. Gene Ontology annotation, molecular function: protein binding.
AUGAUAAACUCUUCUAAAAGAUUGUUAAAUGUAUUCACUAAAAUAUCAAGUAAUAGUGGAUAUUUAAGAUCAUCGUCAUCAACAUUGAUUAGAACAAAACAUUCUUCAUCUUCAUCUUCUUCAUCAUCUUCGACAUCAUUAUUUAAUAAAUUUAAACAACAAACUAUAGAGAAUCAACAACAACAACAACAAAGAACAAUAUUUUAUAGUAGUUAUAUUACAAAUACAACCAAUUAUAAACCAAUCAAAAAUGAUGAAAUCUUUAGUGAAAUUCUAGAAAGUAAGAGAUACGAAGAGUAUGGCAACUAUGAAGCAUCAAGAUCUAUUUUGGUUAGAGCUAAAGAUAUGGUUGAAAAGACACUAGGAAUGAAACACCCCAUAACAAUCAAUGUACUCUUUCGUUUGAUCAAUGCCGAGAUGGCUAUCGGAGGUUUAGAUGCCGCCCAAAAGCAUUGUCAAACCAUUUUGGAUAGAAUCAAUGUCAACGAAGACAUUGAAUACUCUAUUCCAUCCAUCUACAAUCUUAUCCUUUGUCAUCAAUAUAAAGGUGAUCUCGAACAGGCUGCAAAGGUUUCCGAUCUACUUGUAGAAAUUGCAACCAAACGAAAUGACUGGGAACUAUGUGUUGGAUCAAUCUUAAACAAGGCCAUUAUUCUUUCACUUGGUUGUAGGGAUGUUGAAAGCAAAGAAAUCUUUGAUCAAUGUAUAGCUUUACUUCAUGAUAAAUUGGAUGCUAAAAAUCAUUUAAAUGAAUCUGUUUAUGGUAAUUUUGCUUCAUUUUUACAUUCAAUUGAAAUAGACAAGGAAGCUGAAGCUUAUUAUAUGAUGGCCGAACAAAGUGCAAAGGAUAAUAACAACGAUAAGGAAUUGGUUAAUAUCUUGACCAAUUAUACUGAAUUUUUGUACGAUAGUGGACAAUUUGAUGAAUGCGAAACAAUGUUAAAGGAAGCAUCGGCCAAGGCCGAACAAGUGUAUGGAAGAGAGAGUCCAAAGGUUGCCAGUAUCAUUUUCAUCAUGGCUAGACUCUACAGAGCCAAGGAGAACCCAACAUGGGCUGAAGGAUUUUUCAACAAGUGCAUUAGCAUCUUUGAACACUACCGUAGUCAAUCCAAACACCAAUCAAUGUUGACUAAAAAGGAAAAUGAAGCAGUACCAAGCUUCGAACCUGGAAAAAGAGAAAUUGAAUUGCGAACAAACAAAGAGGUUGAUAUCGAAUAUGGAAAUGUUUUAUGGGAAUAUGCUCAAAUGCUAAGAGAAAAGGGUAGACAACAUGAAGCAAUGAACAUAGAAGAAAGAGCUCGUAGAUUAAAUUCUAUUGACGAUUAA